AUGUGCAGGAGAACAGGCAGCGACAGUCUGAAGGCUGCAGGAGUGCCAUACCCAGCCAAUGGGAGGCCAUAUACUUCAGGUAUGAGAACCACCUCUCAGUCUGUCAUCAAGCGGCAGAAAGUGAGCCAGGGAGAAGCUCCCAACCCUGUGGUGUUUGUUGCCACAAAGGACACCAGGGCUCUGAGGAAACAUCUCACCCAGUCUGAGAUGCGCCGGGCAGCAAGGAAACCUCACCUCCUGGUCCGGAUCAAACUGCCGCCGCCGCCACGCUCCCUAGCCAUGCCCAUCGUCCCCUCCAACACCAGCGAGCCCAUCGUCCUGGAGGACUGAAAAUGAGGGCUGAGGGUGGUCUUUUAACAGGACAUGGGGAGGGGCUGUGUUUAAGCCAUCACUUAUAGGCAGCACAGUACAGCAUACAGUAGUCUUUUUUUUUUUCCUCCCCCAUUUUCAGUGUCAUGUUCCUUUAGUCCUCUUUUACUUCCCAUAAGUUAAUGUGUUUCUCUCUCUGUCACACACACACACACACUCAGUAAGCACACAUUAAACCCUCAGGGCUCCAGCAUACACGCUGAAUUGGUCGCCAAUGGUAACCCCGCCUCGGCUCCGUACCAUUUAAACUUAGAGUGCAGUAUUGUCCUGAGUGGUAGGCGUCGCCACUAUCGGAGGAGGAGAACUCAAAACAGGAAGCAGAUAAUUUUUUAAAGUGUGCACUCGGAGGCUCUGAGCUGCUGUGCUCUGGUCAUUACAAUAGUGUUAAAAUCCAACACACAGCAGCAACGGCACAACUGGCUGAAGUGACAGCAGAGCAGCAUCUCGUACCAGCAGACGUCACAUCGCUUUGUUGUAGAGCAGCAGCCAGCGUGAUGGAGCCCUCACACUCACACUCGCCCUGCUUUUAAACGUGUCAUUUUAAAUUCAUAUAUUUUUCUUCCUGGAGCAAUGGUGAUGAAGCAGACAUCGUUUGACUUUCCCGUCUCUUAUCUUUGUGUAAAUAUAUGCAUCACUGAAGGGGCGACACCCUUACAGGACUGUAGGACAGCUUGAGCAGGCCCAGGGUUUGCCUCGGUUUCAGGAUUCCUCUCGAGCCUCCUUUCCUCCAUCCUAGCAGAGCAGAAUCAUCGGGUGGGCUGUGGUGAUGGAGGGAAAUGUGGUGUUAGUCUGCUGCGUGGUGUAACUCUUUCCGUGGCUGCAGUCUGUUCAACACACUUGACUUUACGUUCAGUUCUCUCAUUUUAGGAACAAACCUCAGAGGUGUGCACACCUGUCCACCCACUGAAACAGAGUGUAAAUGUCACAGGGUCGGACCUAGACUUUACAAAGACGCAGAAUCGGAGCCUCAUACAAACCUGUUUCCUUCUAUUAUUGAACCCUCGGUGUCAAAAUAAGAGUUUGAGCUGAUUGGAAGCACUAACUGAAAACACUGAAGGCUUCGUCUGCAGUUGUUUUUGGUUUAGUUUGUUCCCCUCAGUGCGUCUCUGCACAGAGCAAAUGCUAAAUCACUACUCUGGGCAGCAGCCAAUCAGGUUUCUUUGAAAUAGGCUUUUAUUCCAACAGCCACUCUGUGCUUUGCUUGCUGUAAAUUGUUAGUAGAUACAGAAGGAGAGGUGCAUGACAGCCGACAACAGAGGCUGCUUACUCACGACUGAGUUAUCAUGAAUUUGGCUUUGAGAUCAUGUGUGGGAUUUCUGCAGAAGUCCAAAAUGAAGCCAUAAUGUGCAGGAGAACAGGCAGCGACAGUCUGAAGGUCAGUUCAUAAAUGUGGGUCGAAUCAAGCAGAAAAUGUAUGCAAAAACACGGGAACACACCAUGCAGACCUUUGACCCUUUUGUCUUCAUGCAGCCUUCUUCCUGUUCUGUACAUGUGCUGAUGUUUUGGUUCUGACGGGAUGUGAGGACUGUGCGGAGGAAUCUUCUGCUGUUUGUGGGUUCUCUUUGUUUCCCUCCCUCUCUUUGUACCUUUAUCGGAGGGAGAGUGCUGAAACCGAGCUGUACGGCAGUGAUGACUUUUUUAAGCAGAUUCGGUCCCGAUGUGAGCUUUGUAAUAUUUCCUCUCAAAAAAGAAAUUGAAUUGUCAAGUUUGUAGCAAAUGCUAAUGUGUGUAAAGGAAACUGCAGACGUGGAAUAUUGAAAACUUUUAGUUUUGGUUUGUUUGUUUUUAAUUUUGUACAUCUGAGGUGUGUAACUCUGUUAAUGAGGAGACUGCGCUAACAGGCUACUGUACGUGUGAAGCAUCUCUCCGUCAGCGGGUGGGUGGACUGCUUCUUUUAACCAGGACUGACCUUCAAAAGGGACAGGGUGUGGAUUUUUUUUAAUGAUGGAGAGACAAACAUGCCACAAGUGAAACUUUUUCUCAAGUGUUUUUUAUUCCGAUGUCUCUGUAUCCUUUAAUGUAUCUUGAUAAGAAAAAAAAAUAAAGAUUUUUUUUUUCUUCGUGGUCA
This is a messenger RNA of Neolamprologus brichardi, 2437 nucleotides long. Lineage: Eukaryota; Metazoa; Chordata; Actinopteri; Cichliformes; Cichlidae. The record is from RefSeq and is a predicted model, not a curated record.